AUGGAGCUGGAGGGGAUCGUCAGUGCGGCCCUCGUUGCCUUUGUCCAGGCGCACCUCCCAGAGGCUGACCUCAGCGGCCUGGAUGAGGUCAUCUUCUCCUAUGUGCUCGGGGUCCUGGAGGACUUGGGCCCCUCAGGUCCAUCAGAGGAGAACUUCGAUAUGGAGGCUUUCACUGAGAUGAUGGAGGCCUAUGUGCCUGGCUUCGCCCAUAUCCCAAGGGGUACGAUAGGGGACAUGAUGCAGAAGCUCUCAGUGCAGUUAAGUGGUGCCAGGAACAAAGAGAACCUGCAACCACAGAGUUCUGAGGUCCAAGGUCACGUGCCCAUCUCCCCAGAGCCCCUGCAGCGGCCUGAAAAGCUCAAAGAAGAGACUAGGGCUUCUCCUGCUGCUGGGGAUACUCAAGAUGAGGCAGCCAGUGCUGAGGAAGAGCUGCUGUCAGGGGUGGAUGUACUCCUGGAGGUGUUCCCUGCCUGUUCAAUGGAGCAGGCCCAGUGGGUGCUGGCCAAAGCUCGGGGGGACUUGGAAGAAGCCGUGCAGAUGCUGGUAGAGGGGAAGGAGGAGCCUCCAGCCUGGGAUGGCCCCAACCAGGACCUAUCCAGGCGCCUCAGAGGCCCCCAAAAGGAUGACCUGAAGUCCUUCAUCCUGCAGAAGUACAUGAUGGUGGACAGUGCAGAGGAUCAGAAGAUUCACCGGCCCAUGGCUCCCAAGGAGGCCCCCAAAAAGUUGAUCCGAUACAUCGACAACCAGGUGGUGAGCACCAAGGGGGAGCGAUUCAAAGAUGUGCGGAACCCUGAGGCCGAGGAGAUGAAGGCCACCUACAUCAACCUCAAGCCGGCCAGAAAAUACCGCUUCCACUGA
Pipistrellus nathusii (Nathusius's pipistrelle) is the source of this 858-nucleotide messenger RNA. The record is from the annotation of a GenBank genome assembly. NCBI's taxonomy places the organism in Eukaryota, Metazoa, Chordata, Mammalia, Chiroptera, Vespertilionidae.